Messenger RNA from Ceratitis capitata (Mediterranean fruit fly), 889 nucleotides. Its product is annotated as trypsin-1. Gene Ontology annotation, molecular function: serine-type endopeptidase activity. The coding region runs from base 51 to 830 and encodes 259 amino acids. NCBI's taxonomy places the organism in Eukaryota, Metazoa, Arthropoda, Insecta, Diptera, Tephritidae. Gene Ontology annotation, biological process: proteolysis. The record is from RefSeq and is a predicted model, not a curated record. The transcript is spliced from 3 exons.
AGUCUUUUCUUUUGAACGAGUUUAAUAUUGUAUAUAAUACAUCUGCCGUUAUGUGGACCGGUUACGCGUUGGUACUGCUCGCUUUGGUUGGCGCGACACACUGUUUUCCUGAAGGUCGUGUGGUCAAUGGCACAUCGACGACCAUUGACAAAUAUCCAUUUACGGUGUCCCUGCGCGGCUCAACUGGCUCACAUUCAUGUGGCUCUAGUAUCAUCGCGCCUCGUUGGAUACUCACCGCCGCACAUUGUGUUGUAAACGUAGCAUCGCCCAGCAGAAUCAGUGUACAAUAUGCCACGACUGUGAUUGGUGCUCAGGGCUCCAAUGUGGCUAAGGUGAAACGUAUUAUUGUGCACCAGAACUACUCGAACGUAGAAAUCACCGAUGAUAUUGCCUUGUUGGAGUUGGCUGGACAGCUAGUGUUCAACUACAAAACAAUUGGUCCUGUUACAUUGCCUGCACAGAACUUUGAGAUCCCGCAGGUGGAUGAAGGUGUGCCCGGUGUGUUGGUCGGUUGGGGCUUGAAUGCUACUGGUGGCAGAAUUCAAACUACUUUGCAAGAAGUUGGUCUAAAGAUCUACUCAGAUGAGGAGUGCAUCUCACGACACGAGGGCGGCACAACUGUUCACAAUAUUUGUGGAGGUGUGGAUGAAGGAUGGAAGGGUCAAUGCAGCGGUGAUUCCGGUGGUCCUCUACUCUACGAAGGACAUAUUCAAUUGGGCAUUGUCUCUUGGAGUGUCAAACCAUGCACUCGGCCACCAUAUCCAGGUGUAUAUACCAAGGUUUCGCAUUACAUCGACUGGAUUAAAGAGAACUGUGACUCAUGUAUUUAAAAACAACUUUGAUUGGUUUGUUGAAAUAAAAAAUAGCUAAAGUAUUAAAUAGUAAAGUU